Dendrobium catenatum is the source of this 836-nucleotide messenger RNA. Its product is annotated as protein DROOPING LEAF. Bases 152 to 736 code for a protein of 194 amino acids. Lineage: Eukaryota; Viridiplantae; Streptophyta; Magnoliopsida; Asparagales; Orchidaceae. The record is from RefSeq and is a predicted model, not a curated record. The transcript is spliced from 7 exons. Gene Ontology annotation, biological process: cell fate commitment; style development; floral meristem determinacy. Gene Ontology annotation, cellular component: nucleus.
CUCCAUCCAGAUCUCAGUCGACAGUUACUAAACCAAGCUAGCUAGCACUUCAUCUUCUUCAUCAUUAUCCUUCUCCUCCUUAAUUAAGCAAGUACUAUCAAAUAUCCAUCAUCUUCCUCCUCCUACUACUAGCCUCCUCCACCUCUUGAUUAUGGACUUGGGAUCUCCUUCAGAGCAUCUUUGCUAUGUUCGCUGUGCCUACUGCACCACUGUUCUCGCGGUUGGAGUUCCAUGCAAGAGAAUGACAGACACUGUGACAGUAAAGUGUGGCCACUGCAACUCCCUCUCCUUUCUCAAUCCCAAACCUCCGUUCCAAACACUGUGCUCUGAUCAUCAUCAAACGCUGCUUCAGAGGCCAUGCAACUUUCUGUGGAAAGGGCAACAUUCACUAGCUUCUUCAUCAUCUACAGUUGCUGAAGACAUGAACCCAAAAGCAGUGCCCUUUGUCGUUAAACCUCCGGAGAAGAAGCACCGCCUCCCAUCUGCCUAUAAUCGCUUUAUGAGGGAAGAGAUACAGAGAAUCAAAGCUGCACAGCCUGACAUUCCACACCGUGAAGCAUUUAGUACUGCUGCCAAGAAUUGGGCUAAAUGCGACCCUCGCGCCCUUUUCUAUUCUGCUACCGGUACCAGCGGAGCAAGGAGGGCAACAACAGCCAUUCAGCAAGAGAAAAGAAGUGGCGUCCCGGUGGAAAGCUUCGAAGUCUCCAAGCAUGGGCAACUGCAUCGCAUGGAAUAAUUAAUAAACCACAACUACAUGUGCUAUUUCAUCCGUAUAUAUAUGACUGGGACUUUCUUAAUUUUAUGUACGUUUAAUGGAUCUAAGACUCUUAAAAACA